AUGUCUGCGUCCAAGGCGCCGGAUUUCGAUCUCGUUCUCGCGCAGGUACCAACUGCUUUCAUUUAAUCUUUUAUUUUUACUUUCUGGUUUUUAGGUCGGCGAUUACGGUACUUACCAACUCGUAUUCUUCUUUAUUAUCUGUCUUCCCGCAAGUUUACCUUCCGCGUUUUCGGGUAGGAAACAGAAUGAAAGAGCGCGCCAAUACCGUUAAUUCAAAACCACAUAUCUUAGCUGUUUGUGGAGAUAUCAAAAAAUUGUCAACUGAUAAAAUGUGCACAAUGUGUUGGUGAGUAAUUUGUCAAUUGGCUACUUCUUGAUAACUUCAAGCACAGCUGAGAUAUAUCGUUUUGAAUGAACGGUACUCGGGUGCUCUUCUAUUACAGUAAAUAUCAAUAUUUAUGUUUUUCAGCGUUCAACAUCCCGUUCGUGGUGGGAAAUCCUCCGCAUUCAUGUCAUAUUCCUGCCGGGAAAGAGUACCUGAGACCACUCACAAAUGAUACUGUAAGCUCAAGCUAGACUUUUGUAUCAAAACAUUACGAUUAGUAGUCUCCUCAAAAGAUCCGAUUUUCAGGAAACUCUUUCCUGCAAACAGUACAACGAAACCCAGAUUGACGUCUUCAGAGCGUUCACUUCAGCACCAGUUGAUACUUACAGGUAGCUAUACUGUUUAUUCAACACGAUAUAUCUCAGCUAGCAGUAAGGAUAUCGAAAAGUGAUGAACUUAUAAAAUGUUCACGAAGAAAUGUUGUAUAUUUUGUUAGUUGACAACGUUUUUAUAUCUCCACAGACAGCUGAGAUAUGUAGUCUCGAAUAAACGACGAAUGUGUAUCUUCUACCCCUCGCCUUUCAAUUCGAUUUCAGCGACCGAAUCGACUUGGUCCCGUGUCAGAACGGCUGGGAUUACGACAACUCGACGUACCUGGACAGUCUCGUCACCGAGUUCAACCUGGUGUGCGAGCAGCAAGCGUGGGUCGAGAUCUCGACCACCUCGUUCUACGUGGGCAGCUUCAUCGGCAACUGUCUCUUCGGAUACAUUGCCGAUAAAUUCGGCCGACGACGUUCUUUCUUCGUCAUUCUGAUUGUGUUGGUCGUGUGUGGAACUGCGAACGCAUUUGCAAAGGAUAUCGAAUCGUUCAUCAUUUUGCGAUUCUUCACCGGCCUCGCGUUUCCGGCACUUUUCCAGAUUCCGUUCAUUAUCUGUAAGCUGUUUAGAGUUGGCGUGGAUCCGCUUUCUUCACUCAAUACUGUUCAGGUAUGGAGUUUAUGGGAAACUCGGGCCGAAUCUUCUCGGGUCUCAUGAUUUCGCUCUUCUUCGGCGCUGCGAUGGCACUGCUGGGAGUCGUGGCGAUGCUCAUCAGAAGGUACAUGCUUCAGAAGCGCUAGUCAAUGUUCAUGUGAAUCCCCAGAUGGCGUCAACUGACAUUCUUCUGCAAUGCCCCCUUCGCAGUCCUCUUCUGCUACUAUUUCUUCCUUCCCGAGUCGCCGCGAUGGUCAGUUUCGAUGGGAAAAUGGGAAAAUGCAAAGGCGCAGCUGAAGAAGAUCGCGAAAAUGAACGGGAAAACGGAUGUGGACGUGGAUGAGCUGGUGGACAGGGUAAGAGGGGUUUCGGAAUGAGAAAAGAAAAGUUUGCGACGUUUCAGAUUAAGAAUCAUCAGAAUGCGGCGGAGGAAGAGGAGACGAAGAGGAGUCACAACGUGACGGAUCUGUUCAAGACACCCAACUUGAGAAAGAAGACCAUCAUUGUCACUUAUAUCUGGUCAGUCGGUCACUAUUUUUUGAAACAACAUUCAAGACGACAUACCUCAGCAACUGAUGGAGAUAUCAAAAAGUUGUUAACGAAUAAAUUGCUCGUUAAAGCAUUGUGCACAUUUUAUCAGUGGACAAGAUUUUGAUAUCUUCACAAGUAGCUGAGAUACAUCACUUUGAAUACACGCUAUUACAGUUCUUACGGUAACUGAAAGAUUCUCUCUCCCAGGGUGAUGAACGCGAUAAUCUACAACGGUCUGACCCUCAACGUCUCCAAUCUGCCCGUCGAUGACUACUGGAGCUUCAUCAUAAACGGCGCCGUCGAGCUGCCCGGCUACUUCGUCGUCUGGCCUCUUCUCCAGUGCGCCGGACGUCGUUGGACCCUCGCGGCGACCAUGAUCGUGUGUGGAAUCGGCUGUGUCUCCGCCAUGUUCGUCCCGGACGGUUAUCCGUGGCUCGUGGCCAGCGCCUCUUUCAUCGGCAAGUUCGGAGUCGGCGCUGGGUUCGCAGUCAUCUACAUUUUCGCCGGAGAGCUCUAUCCGACUGUCGUCAGAGCCAUCGGAAUGGGAAUGAGCAGUAUGGUCGCCGGGUCCGGCCUCUUGCUGGCUCCGCACAUUGUUAAACUGGUGGGACCUUCAAACUGCACUAAUAUAUUUUAUUCUGUUAUUUCAGGGUCAAUAUGUCAAAAUCUUGCCCCUAAUGAUAAUGGGUUUGAUGGCGUUGUCUGCGGGAAUUCUGACAUUCUUCCUGCCCGAAACUCUCGGCGCACCUCUCCCAAUGACCAUAGAAGACGCUGAAAACUUUGGUUUGUUCUGUAAAACCCUAAAAUCUCAGAAUACUGACGAGUUCUUCAGGUAAAAAGCCGACUCCGGACAGCGGAAUGUUCACGCAGGCUGCCAAGAAACGGGAGAGUCAGCCGCUUUUGGAACCGCACACGCCGACGGAGAGGAAAAGAAGAGGCAGUCGGCUGAUGAACAUUUGA
Caenorhabditis sp. 36 PRJEB53466 is the source of this 2728-nucleotide messenger RNA. The record is from the annotation of a GenBank genome assembly. NCBI's taxonomy places the organism in Eukaryota, Metazoa, Nematoda, Chromadorea, Rhabditida, Rhabditidae.